This is a messenger RNA of Spinacia oleracea (spinach), 851 nucleotides long. Its product is annotated as 17.8 kDa class I heat shock protein-like. NCBI's taxonomy places the organism in Eukaryota, Viridiplantae, Streptophyta, Magnoliopsida, Caryophyllales, Amaranthaceae. Bases 199 to 681 code for a protein of 160 amino acids. The transcript has a single exon. The record is from RefSeq and is a predicted model, not a curated record.
CUUCUGUUCUACCGCUAACCGUCAGGGAGAUCUCAAACAUUCGCGAAUCAUCUGCGUAUUCCCAUCCACUACCUAUAAAUUCGCCCUUCCAAUUCGUCAUUCAUCAUCAGGUUAAAAAGAAUUCAUAAUUCACAUACUUCACAGUCUUCAAUAGAGCUAAUAUACAUAUCAUUCCACAGAAAACUAGCAAUUGCAAAAAUGUCGCUAAUUCCUAGCUUUUUCGGAAACCGACGGAGCAACGUCUUCGACCCAUUCUCUCUAGAUAUGUUUGAUCCCUUUCACGACUUCCCCUUCAAUACCACCUCUCAGUCCCUCUCCAUUACCGGCGGCGACACUGCUGCGUUUGUGAACACCAAAAUUGACUGGAAAGAGACUCAGGAUGCUCAUGUUUUCAAGGCGGAUUUACCCGGACUGAAAAAGGAGGAGGUGAAGGUUGAGGUGGAAGAUGGAAAGGUGCUUCAGAUCAGCGGAGAGAGAAACAGGGAGCAGGAGGAGAAGAAUGACAAGUGGCACCGUGUUGAGAGGAGUUCUGGAAAGUUCUUAAGGAGGUUCAGGCUGCCGGAAAAUACGAAGAUGGAGGAGAUCAAGGCAAAUAUGGAGAAUGGUGUUCUGACUGUGACCGUGCCUAAAAUGGAAGAGAAGAAGCCUGAGGUCAAGUCAAUUGACAUUUCUUCUGUCUAAUCAUAUUAAUCAAUUGUUAAUGUUAAUGAUCAGUGGUCCGAUCUUUUAAUUUUCAAAUUUAGUAUGUCCUUGUGGUGUGUUGUUAUUCCCUAUGUUUUGUAAAGAGCUAAUUAAUGUAAUAAAAAGUUUCAAGUUGUUUUCUAGUGAAGUUUUGAUCUCUGCUAUUUAUC